GAGGAAGAUGGAGCGGAGCCUGGCGCUGUGGCUCGCACUGCUGAUGCUCCGCGGGGACACUUUGGGAACCACCAAUGAGGAGUGCCUCACUGGGCGCUUUACCGCCAACGGGGAGUGCUGUAAAGCCUGCAACCUUGGGGAAGGAGUUGCCCAGCCCUGUGGGAUCAACCAAACCGUCUGUGAGCCAUGUCUGGACAGUGUGAGCUAUUCAGACACCAUGAGUGCCACGGAGCCGUGCAAGCCAUGCAAGGAGUGCGUGGGCCUUCAGAGCAUGCUGGCCCCCUGCGUGGAGUCAGACAACACUGUCUGCAAAUGCAUCUACGGCUACUACCAGGAUGAGGAAAGCGGCGACUGCAAAGAAUGCACCGUCUGCGAAGUGGGCUUUGGUCUUGUGUAUCCCUGCAGUGACAAUCAGAACACGUUCUGCGAGGAAUGCCCCGUGGGGACCUUCUCGGAUGAUGCCAACCACGUGGACCCCUGUUUCCCUUGCACCAUUUGUGAGGAGAAUGAGAUCAUGAUCAAGGAAUGUACCGCAGGAUCAGACGCAGAGUGCAAAGAGAUUCACCCACGAUUUUCACCAACAACCACAUUCCCGAUGGAGUCCAACACCGACGAUCCAGAGCCAGAUGAAGCAGACUACAAUACAGAGAGUUCUGAGAACCCCCUUCCUUUCACAAAUGAUCCCAGUGAAGUGGAUGGUUUCGGCAGCACAGUAGCUGGCACGGCAGCCACGGUGAUGGGAAGCUCUCAGCCCGUCGUCCCAAGUGGCACGCCGGACAACCUCAUCCCCGUAUACUGCUCCAUCUUGGCGGCUGUGAUCGUGGGGCUGGUGGCAUACAUUGCUUUCAAGAGGUGGAACAGCUGCAAGCAGAACAAGCAAGGUGCCAACAACCGCCCUGUUAAUCAGACACCUUCGCCGGAAGGGGAGAAGCUCCACAGCGAUAGCGGCAUCUCGGUCGACAGCCAAAGCCUCCACGAUCAACAGCCCCAGACGCAAACGGCGUCCAUGCAAGGCCUGAAAGGAGAUGGGAACCUCUACACCAGCCUGCCAGCCAACAAGCGAGAGGAGGUUGAAAAGCUGCUGAAUGGAUCCACAGAGGAGACAUGGCGUCACUUGGCGGGCGAGUUGGGCUACAAGGAAGACCACAUAGACUCCUUCACGCAGGAGGAAUACCCAGUCCGCGCCCUCCUCUCCGACUGGUCCAGCAAGGACAGUGCCACCAUGGACGCCCUUUAUUCUGCCUUGCGUAAAAUCCAAAGAGGGGACAUUGUGGAGAGCCUGUAUAGCGAGUCCACUGCUAGCUCGCCAGUCUGAAGCAGAGAGAAGGGGUGGUGGUGCACCAGGUGGCCCCCCCUGGGAUCACCCCACCUGUCCUCACUGGUGCCUCUUGGGAGAAAACAUGUGAAGGAAAAACAGAGCUUGCUCCUCCCCCUGAUGUCUGGGGUCUUGGAGCAAUCCUCUAUACAAUGACUUGAUUGUUGUUCCUCUUCCCCAUCUGAGUAUCUUCACCCAAUACCUCUUGCUGAUAGCAGACUGAGGGAUGCUAAAAAAAAGGAGGAAGGUAACUGGAGUGGAUUUUUCUUUCUUUAUGAAAUGUCUCCUGAGAUGAAUAGCAGGGUUUUGCUGUCUCUUGCUAAAACAUAGGGUGAAGAACUGCAUCCAGUCAAUGCCUCUCUUUCAGGUGCCUCUCUGAUAUCAUCGCCCGUCCCAAUGUGCUUCUUUGCUUCCAUUCGAUGUCGCUUCUCUUUCUGCACUCUCACCCACUUCUGUUCAGUCACCAGCUCUUCUCUUGAACAUUUCCUCAGCCAAGAAGUAGAAGGAAGCUUGGUGGGAGAUGUGGCAUGACUCAAAGAUGGUGGAAAGUGGAUGAGUUCCGCUUAGGAGAGGGAAAGAGCAAGGGAACAUUUCAAAAAA
Molecule: messenger RNA, 1915 nt
Organism: Heteronotia binoei (common prickly gecko)
Lineage: Eukaryota; Metazoa; Chordata; Lepidosauria; Squamata; Gekkonidae
Gene: NGFR
Product: nerve growth factor receptor
Exons: 7
Coding region: 8-1315 (435 amino acids)
Biological process (GO): Rho protein signal transduction
Cellular component (GO): cell surface; plasma membrane
Molecular function (GO): coreceptor activity; nerve growth factor binding; death receptor activity
Source: RefSeq, a predicted model, not a curated record